Molecule: messenger RNA, 1781 nt
Organism: Schistocerca nitens (vagrant locust)
Lineage: Eukaryota; Metazoa; Arthropoda; Insecta; Orthoptera; Acrididae
Exons: 16
Coding region: 1-1617 (538 amino acids)
Source: RefSeq, a predicted model, not a curated record
AUGCAGUCUGAAAUCAUGAUUCCAUGUUUUGAAAAGCCUUCUGUCAAGUGGUUGACCAAGGAAAGGGAUUACUCAUUUGACAUAAUUCAAUUGAUAGACCAAGUGAAGGACUGGUUUAUGUUUCAAGUGGCUGCAAAAACAUUACAUGAAGACUUGUCUGUUCGUUGGACUGUUAGUAUGGAUAAGAGGCGGACCAAACGAAAGAAGAGAGAAAUUGAGGAAGUAAGUGCUGACUUCGUAGCACAAGCACUUCGUGAACUACAAUCAUAUCCUUCUCUAUCUCCAUCACACUAUCCUCAGCAAGUGGAACCAGAAAUAUCACUACAGCCAGAACGAACGCCAAUAGUACCAACAGCACAGACCCAGGAAAAGGCUAUAUUAAUGAGCCUUGAGCAUGAAGAUGAUGAUGAAAUUAUACAGAAAUUAGACAAAAUAUUUGGCCAGCAAGAAGUUGCAGAAGAGGAACAGAGAUUACCAGUUGGCGAAGGCUUGCUUGUUCCACGUGAAACAGAUACUGCAGCAGACCUAGAAGCCCAGGGAUUGCCAAGAAGGACAACAGAUAAGGCACCGAGUAUGGAAGUUGUUCGGCACACGGAAACACCACCAGCAGUAGCAAUAUUUACUGAUGUGCAGCAGCCAUUAAUGACAGAAGAUCAGAGGUCUUCUUCCAUAUCAUUUGUUCAGCCACCUGCACCACUUCUACAAAUACCUGAAGGUGAAGAAAAUUUAGCCAUCCAGUCUCUUGAAGAAUCAGUUCCAGCACCAGCUGAUGGUGCCCUUGCUCAUAGACCUGAAGAUUUAGAUGUUACUCGGCCAAGAAAAAGAAUGAAGCGUUCCUUGCCAAGAGAAAGAGUGAUGCAUCAUGUACCAAUUAUAGACAGACAAACAGAAUUGACUUUUACAAGACAGAAUCUGGAUGUAGAUAUGCACAAAGAGUAUGAGGAUGUUUUCAGCAGCCUCAUGGAGCUUCUUCCUCCUAUGGAAGAGCCUGUCAAGAAUUUUUUACCUCUUAGUCAAGAUGAAGUGAUGCGAGGAUCAUCAGAUACCCUUGAAAGAUUUCAGCAGUCUCUAGGUCGGAGAUCUUUGGAAGAAAGAUCCAGAACGAGAAUGAGUGGAGAAGGUGAGAAGCAGAUGGUCCCUGCAUCAGAGCUCUGUCAUAUCAGUGAGGAAGCUGCUGUUCUUCCAGAAUCUGCCGUUAUGCAGGAAGGCUUGAUACCAGAACCUCCAAGGGAAGAAAAAUCACUUCAGGUGCCAAUCACCUAUGAUGAACCAGUCCCAGGUGCAACAAAACCAGAUGACGCAGAUGUAAGACCUACGAGGGAUCCACAGGAAGAAAAAGCCGAGGGUAUGGAAGUGCAGGCUGUUGUUGAUGUACCACAAUUUACAGAAAGACAGGAAGAAGUGUUUGAUCUUUUGGAGAGAUUAUGUUUAAUUGUAGGGUUGUCUGAUGAAGCAUACUCAUUUGAUGACUUAUGUCCACUGUCCACUGCAAAAUCAACAGCAGCUUCUGUUUUCUUGCAUCUGUUAGAUCUGGACAAUCGACAAAGCAUCACUUUAGAGCAAGAUAACAGCACAGACUUUGCACCUAUUUACAUUAAACCCACUGGUGAAUUAUAAUGCCACUGAACUGGAUGAACAUGUCAUUUGCAUGAUCCAUCUCAUAAAGAUUUGCAUUGUAUACAAUAUAUGUGAGAGUUGAAUUUGUUUUUAGUCACAGUGAGGAUUAUAGCAUCAUAUGAUUUAUGGGCUCAGGUCAUGGUGAAAGUGAGAAGUUGCAUAGU